AUGUCAUCGUUUUCGCAACUCGAUUCUGAUGUUCUUUCCCACAUCUUGUCCUUCGGUCUUCUCUCUGCCCCCGAUGUACAAUCUCUGAAAUUCACCUGUCGAUCUCUUUAUCAAUUCUUGAGUGGUGGCUCUUUUUCGAGUCCAUUACGAUCACAAGAAAUUUCUUCAUUGCCACCAAUUCAUAUUUCCGAUUCAUUAAGAAACCAGCUGGAAUCUCUCUAUUUACCUCGAGUGGUGAUUCAAAUGGGCCUCAAUGUGGAUUUUGAAGACACUGAACAGGGCGAACCCUAUCAACAUGUCAUUGAUGCCAUGAAGAAAAUAUUUCAGAACAAGUGUCGAAAAAUUUCAUCGCAAGAAGUUGAAAUUGAAAUUCAGUGGCCUAAGUGUAAAGAAUAUACGAAAAGUGAAAAGGAGAGCGAUAAGAACGGUGGAAAUGCAAAUCAGGAUGAAGUGGAAUAUUCAACACUAUGGAAAUAUAUCGACAGUGCUCAUGUGAAUUCCGAUAAGAAUGGAAAUCGAGAAAUACUGACCGAGUUUUUACAUGCUCGUUAUUUUUCAAAGAAAUCCGCCGCAAAAAACGACAUAGAAGCAUCUAAUUUAAACCCACUUGAUGACUCUGAGAAUGGCAUUGCUAGUGUUGAGAAGCAAUCAACUCAACAUUUUUUGUCUCUACAUGAGGAAACUCAAUUAAGAAAAUAUGAAAAAGAUGAUUUGACCAAUUCAACGCCACCACAAGAGGAUCCUUAUAUUUCUAUUCAGGAAUUUCUCUACUCUUGGAAAAACAAACAUUUCGAACAUGGAAAAAACUUAUACAUUUCUCAACUCAUUGAUUCUGAUUUGAAUCUCAAUGCAUGCCAAUUAUUUGACAAGUUCAUACUCCAUCUUCAUUUUGUUCCAUGUAUGAACGAUCGAGAUCCUUCAUAUUCUACUCAACAAUUGGAGGACAGCAUUUCUGCAACCUUAACACAUCCAAAAAGGAAAAUCCGUCACAAAUUGAGAAAUUUCAUAAAGCCCUAUGGAACAAUCUAUGAUGGAAGAGGGAUUGAGAAGUACCAAUUUUUGCCUGUAGGUGAUUGGACACACGCACAUGCAGAAUUGAAAACCUCAGUAUUUGUCAAAAUAAUAUUUUAUUACCUAUUUAAGGAUUAUUUGAUUGGAAAAAUUGAAAAGCAAUGUUCCAUGAAUUUAAAAGCAAUCUAUGAUACAGAAAGUGUCAGAUAUUUAAAAAAGAUCAUUGAGGAAGAACGGUAUCAAAUCAGGAAUGGCUGUUCCAAUACUAUGAAAUCUGAAACGAAACAUUCACCUCUUCGAAGUUUUCUACUGAUUGAAAACAAUGUAAUUAAGGCCUAUCAAAACUCAGUCUUGAAUUUAUAUAAUCCCAGUUCAGGCAGUUGUGGUCGUGUUGGCCGCACAACACUGUUAUCUGUGAUUCCAAGUUCCAAAUUCCCAUCAUGUUAUGUUCCAGUGUUGUCAAUUCAGGAACAUUUGGCAUUAAUGUCAUUAGAGAGCAUGAACGACAAGAUGAGAAGAAUAUUUGUAAGUCUGUAUUUGGAAUCCAUCUAUGCAUCAGAAAUGCAAAUCUCUGAUUCUAUGAGAAAACACUACGAAGAAAAGAUGGGUGUGAAAUCCAAAGAAGGAAUUUCAUUCACCACCUCUUCUCAGUCACCACCUUCCGAAUCCACAAACAACACCAAUGCUCUGAAUCUCUUAUCAUUCACAUUUGAAACUCUCGAAUUUGAUCGAACCAUUAGUAAGAUGAAACACAAUAUUGUGGAAUUUCCAAAAUAUCCCAGCAUCAGCCUGUCCAAAAUUUCACACACACGUCCCUCUCCUUUACGUCUUUUUCAAGAGACUUCCAUCAUUGGUCAAAUCGAUCGAUUUAUACUCGAAAAUAUUUGUCCCGUCAAGGUCUUGUGUUGCUGCAAUGUUUCAGUCAUUACUUGUUGCUGUCUCACCACAGCUUGGUGUGGAUGUUAUCGAGGAAUAAUUUGUCCCUUAUUUCUUCAGUGGUUGGGCGUUCCCAAAUGGCUAGGAAAUUUAUUUUGUGAUAGCCAUCGAUUUUUACCUUCGUUGGAUUGUGAAUUGUGUUGUAAUGUCAUGUGUUGCAAGUCACCAGAAGAGUAUGAUUCGUUUAAGGUGUAUAAGAAUGCAACAGUAAAUGAUACUUUUUGA
Molecule: messenger RNA, 2172 nt
Organism: Naegleria fowleri
Lineage: Eukaryota; Heterolobosea; Eutetramitea; Acrasida; Naegleriidae
Exons: 1
Coding region: 1-2172 (723 amino acids)
Source: RefSeq, a predicted model, not a curated record